This is a messenger RNA of Necator americanus (New World hookworm), 624 nucleotides long. RefSeq lists its product as uncharacterized. The transcript is spliced from 5 exons. NCBI's taxonomy places the organism in Eukaryota, Metazoa, Nematoda, Chromadorea, Rhabditida, Ancylostomatidae. The record is from RefSeq and is a predicted model, not a curated record. Bases 1 to 624 code for a protein of 207 amino acids.
AUGCAGUUAGCAUUUUUGGAUUCUGGAGCGGCUUUCGUCUCUUCUCAGAGAAGUCGUCUUUUCAACGCGCUCUGCGCCGCUGAUACGAAGAAAGUUAGUUCACCAUCAAGGUGCCCCUUGACCGACCUCGAGUACGCCGACGGUGUUGUUAUAUUCACGGAAUGCAGUACGGAACUUCAACAUGUUGGCAAUCUUUCAUCGAAACUGGCUGUAGCCUAUUCACAACGUCUAUCCCUUGAUAGAUGUAAGCAAGUGUUGGUCUCUUCGACCUCCAACGUGAAUGGUGAUGACGAAGUCGUCUUACUUAUGCGACUCUCUGAAGAAGGAGAAAGAGACACUGAUGAUGGUUAUCGAUUUAGGAUCAGGAUUAUAAAUAUAAUGUUGCUGAUUCUUCAGUGCGGCGACAAGGAUUUAGCACUAAUAUUUGGAAGCAUCUUUGCCUUGUUGAACUGUAUAUUUGCCUUUUACAAUUUGUUUCAAAUAGCAUUAGCGGUUGUUCGGAAGUUGGACGGAAUGAAAAAGAAAGUAAACCUAGCGGAGAAAGCGCUAAAAGAACGACGACUACCGCCCGACCUUUAUGCUCGACUACAAGACACCGCAGACACACAGAUUGAGACCCAGUGA